Hemibagrus wyckioides is the source of this 1379-nucleotide messenger RNA. RefSeq names its product VPS26 endosomal protein sorting factor C (gene vps26c). Gene Ontology annotation, biological process: intracellular protein transport. The coding region runs from base 96 to 989 and encodes 297 amino acids. The transcript has 8 exons. The record is from RefSeq and is a predicted model, not a curated record. Lineage: Eukaryota; Metazoa; Chordata; Actinopteri; Siluriformes; Bagridae. Gene Ontology annotation, cellular component: endosome.
CAAACCGAGUCAUGUGACAGAAAAUCGUCACGUGCUUCUGAUAAUCAGGAAGGGACGCUAGAGAAAGCACGGUGUUGUGCACAGAGUUUGAGAAAAUGAGUGUUUCCUUGGAUUUAAGGCUUAAGCGUGCGAACAAAGUGUAUCAUGAAGGGGAGGCCCUGGCUGGAGUGGUGGUGAUCACCAGUAAGGAAGCUGUCCAGCAUCAGGGAAUCAGCCUCACCAUGGAGGGUCUUGUUAACCUACAGCUCAGCUCCAAGAGUGUUGGAGUCUUCGAGGCUUUUUACAACUCUGUCAAGCCCAUUCAGCUGAUCAGCAGUAACAUCGAGGUGGCCAAACCGGGCAAGGUGCCAGGAGGCAAAACCGAAAUCCCCUUUGAGUUUCCCCUGCAAGCAAAAGGAAAUAAAGUGCUGUACGAAACCUACCAUGGUGUUUUUGUCAACAUUCAGUAUACUCUACGAUGUGAUAUGAAGCGCCCUCUGCUGGCAAAAGAUCUGAGCAAGACCUGUGAAUUCAUGGUUCACUGUCAGCCACAGAAAUCCAAAGUGCAGCUGACUCCAGUCGAUUUCACCAUCACGCCGGAGACGUUGCAGAAUGUGAGAGAGAAGAGUUCUCUCCCAAAGUUCCUGAUCAGAGGCCACCUCGAUGCCACUAACUGUGUGAUCACACAGCCGCUCACAGGGGAGCUGGUGGUGGAGAGUUCAGAGGUCGCCAUCAAAAGCAUUGAGCUGCAGCUAGUGCGGGUUGAGACGUGCGGCUGUGCUGAAGGCUAUGCCAGAGAUGCGACAGAGAUUCAGAACAUCCAGAUAGCAGAGGGAGAUGUGUGUCAUGGCCUCCCUAUCCCUAUAUACAUGGUCUUCCCCAGGCUGUUCACAUGCCCUACCCUCGAAACCACAAACUUUAAAGUUGAGUUUGAGGUGAACGUGGUGAUUGUUUUUCAUGACGAUCAUUUAAUAACGGAGAACUUCCCGUUGAAGCUGUGCCGAGUAUGAGAUCAGAGCCUGCAGAUUCAUUGAUGUUUUCUGGAAGACUCUGGGAGUGGCCUUAUAACUGUUUAAGUGCCAGUUAGGAAUGAGCCAGGGAUGGCUUUUGUUGCAGCCUCACCUAAUUGUUGCAUACAUGCCAUUUUUGGCGUUCACGGAUUCAGAUUUUUGAGAAUCGUCGUCAGAAAGCUAGUGCACUUGUUCCCUCUUUUUGUUUUAGGACAUCAAGUACUCAUAUGUGAUCGAACCAGUAGCAAGAACAGGAUAGUAUCAUAUGGCAAACAGCGGACCUGCUUGAAGGUGAAAAACCUUCUGUGCUUUGUGUCCCUUGUAUAAACCAUGUAGUACUAGGAUAAAUUAGUACUAUUAUUUGUAUAAAAUAAAUGUGAUGUAUAUCUA